Adelges cooleyi (spruce gall adelgid) is the source of this 2311-nucleotide messenger RNA. RefSeq lists its product as uncharacterized. The record is from RefSeq and is a predicted model, not a curated record. NCBI's taxonomy places the organism in Eukaryota, Metazoa, Arthropoda, Insecta, Hemiptera, Adelgidae. The transcript has 3 exons. Bases 214 to 1122 code for a protein of 302 amino acids.
UGGAUUACCUUGUUUAUUCGUCUAACGUUCAACUACGGUCAACGGAAGAGGCAUACCAACGACCGAUACUGCCGUUGUUGUCACCGCGUCAGUCGCCCAAGUGAUCCAUUGCAGGUUUUUACCUUAACGCUUAGACAUUGAAGUUUGCCUACCAUAGCGACUAACGUACAACAUAGUAGAAGAGCCAUUCGAGGUUAAUUGACUGUUGUUAUUAUGUGGUUUAGUCUGGUCGUUGUCUGUCUGUCCGUGUCCACGUCGACGUUGUCAGUUGGCAGUUUUCACUUGGCGGAUUUGACAUUGGCCUCCAAGCCAUACGCGGUACCCGAAGACAACGCGAACGAAUACCAAAAGUGUCUAACCAAAAAGAAAGUAUUCUACAAGAACAACUGCUGGGAACUGUUGACCAGAGGACCUUGCGGCAAAGGCCAGUGGCUGGUGAUCGACCCCGACGGAUUAGACGACUUCGAACAACCGAUCAAGGCUUUGUGCGUAAGACGCCGGUGUAGCGAAGGGGAUGUUUACUGGCCGCUGGAUGGAUUCUGUCACCAGACGAAGGAGUCUGCGGAUAAGCUCUGUCCUAGUCAUAACACACAACUUGCAAACGAUUACUAUGGCGAAGGAUACUGCAAGUGUACUGGCACCUUAAACGUGCCUUACGUUCGAAUCGACGAUAAAUUGGAUUCAGCUUGCUAUCCCGUUUACACAAGAGGACCUUGUCCCCUUGGAUUUAUAGUGACGGAAACGGACGUGCCCGGGUACGGGAAUUGUACAACGGACGUGUGCCGGUGGCGUUGGACCGAUCAGGCGUCUGAGAGCGCCGUGCCCCAGAUCCCGUGGACAGACGGUCGAUGCUACGAGCCGGACACUAGCGGUCCGUGCGCCAACAACGAAGAGUUCACCGUUCUGCGAGAGACUGGACGGCCGGGUUGCGCCACACGGCUGACCGAGCUAAACCUAUUUUCCAGCAUGCCGGUCCGGUGCAACAUGGACCACACCGGGGAGUGCGUGGACGAGGUGCAAAUCGUUAACACUACUAGAGCAGAGUAUACGGCCCACUUGCUGGCUUCGGCGGUGCGGCACAAACGCACCAAAAAGAGACGGACGUCAUACGGUGUCCGCUAGUGGACGACGACCAGUCAUCCAAGUACUGGCCGUCAGCUUACCUUCCAGACCUUACCUUUUGCGUUACACCGGUGGCAAUGUAUCCGGUGAUCAAUACCUCCGGAACGCGUCUUUACUGCACGGAUAAUGUACACCAGAUUAUCGCGUCUAAAUAACGAUAACAGCAUAAUAUAUAUUAUAUCGUAUAAAAUGUUAUAAGUAAUAAUGUAAUUCUGUGGCUUGGAGCAAGAAGGGCCAAUGUCAAUUUUGUGCUUAAACGAGUUAGUCCGCUAAUUGCAAAAAUUUAAUCAUUCUUUAUAUACUGUGAAAAAAUCACACUCUGAGGCCAAAAAAUUAAUUACUCAUGAAGAGUUUGAUCAAAAAAUUAACAUAGAGCCUAAUGGAAAAUGAAAACUUCAAAGCUCAUUUUCCGAAAGUUGCAAAAAGUGACAUUGGCCCUUCUUGCUCCAAGCCACAGAAUUUAUUUAUGGAGUGUACACCAUUGGCGGAGAUCGCGGGGGGCAUGCGGGGGCUUAGCCCCCUCAAAAAUUAAUUAUUUCCUUUGUUUUUUUUUAACCGCUAUAUUAAAGGAAAAUUUCACAGCAUUGUACAAUAAAAAAUAAGAUAUUGAAGAUUUAAUAAAGAAUAUUACACCACAAGUGUUCCCUAAUUUGUAUAAAAUGCUCCAAAUUGCUUUAACCAAAUUCCUAUUAGCUCUGCUACGUGUGAGAGGAGCUUUUCUGCAAUAAGGAAAAUAAAAUCUUAUUUAAGAACAUCUAUGGAGCAAACCCGAUUUAAUGAACUUUCAAUUUUAUAUAUAGAAAAGGACUAAAACAUUAAACUGUGAAAAUGUUUUAAAUACAUUUGCUAGAAAAUGUAAUAGGAUAAUAAAUGUAUAAUAUUGUUAUAGUAAUUGUGUAAUUAAAUUUCUUGUUGUUAUUAUUGGGGUGGGGGGGGCGAUGCCCUCGCGGGUCUGUUUGCUAUACAUAUAAUUUAAGCCCCUCUAAAUAUUAUAUAGGAUCUCCGCCUAUGGUGUACACGUAAGAUAAGACCUUUUUAUUAAUUAUUUAUUUAUAAAAACAGCUGGUUUUGCGAGAAGUGUUGUUUUGAAUACCUAAUAUGUCGAUGUUAAAUGGUAUAAAUGAUAAAAUAGUAUGUACAUCUAAAAUUGUUUGUUCCUUGCAUCAAUAUACGAAAAACUUGAAAAACA